AUGGCGGGAAAGCCAAUCGCCGGCGAAGGGUUACCAGCGAACCUGGCCGGAAUGACAAAGAACCAGCUAUAUGACAUCAUGUCUCAAAUGAAGGCAUUAAUAGAGCAGAACAAGCAGCAAGCCAAGGAUAUACUAAUCCAGAACCCUUCCUUGACCAAAGCCCUUUUCCAGGCGCAAAUUAUGCUAGGAAUGGUGCAGCCUCCUCAAGUGAUUCCAAAUAUCCAGCCAGCAGCACCACAGCAACCUCAGCAAUCAGCACAACCAUCUCAGCAGCCAAACAUUCAGGCUGCGCAUUUGUCGCCUGGACAAGGCGGUUUGCAGGAUCAAACAAGUGCCUCUCAGUCCCAACCACCACUGAGGAAACAACACCAGAGUCAACCUGCAAUGCCUACAUCUGCUCCUUCUGGGCCUCCAGUGAAUCUUCAGUCUCCUCCAUUGCCUUCACACCCCCUACAGAUGCCACAGCAGCCUAAGGGACAUAUGAAUCCUCAAGUAACCCCAAUGUCUGUUACUCAGUCUUCUCAACUUCCAAACCUACCCCCGGCACCUAGUCAUUCUGUUUCACAGCCACUACCAAUUCAUCAAACCCAGAUGUCUUCUGUCUCUAGCCAGUUGCAGCAGCCAUUACAGACAGCUGGAAUUUCUCAUCUGCCAUUGCAACCACCAUUGGCACCUCAACCUCGACCACCUGUUCCAAGCUUUCAUCAUCAGUAUGGGCAACAAAUGGGGCCCAAUAUGGGUUACCAACAUACUGGUGCUCCUCAUCAUCCUUCACAACCCAUGUUUCAUUCAAGCAACAAACCUCAGACUAGCAUGGGCCCUUCAUUUCCACAAGUACAGCAACCUCUUCCAAAUCAGCAACCACAUCAAUCAUAUCAGGUGGGAACAGAACUUCUGUGGAUUGGUUUUGUGAGGAAAACUAAAUCUUGCUUGGUUUUGGAAGUAAAACUAGAAAUUGUGAGAGUUGCUGUGAUUAAUUUUGUCAUCAGUAACCAUGCUGGAGGUUCACAUUUAGGGGCAGAGUACAACAGUCAAGUUGCAAAUUCAAUGCAAGUUGAUAGAGGAUCUUUGUGGAUGUCUGGGCCGCCAGAAGGUUCAACAAUGACGCAUCCAGGACCCCCACAGUUCAAUCCUGGUCAGAUGGCCCAGGGCAAUCACCCUUCUCGCACAGCAGCUAUGUCUUCUGACAUGGAGAAAGCACUACUCCAGCAGGUCAUGAGCCUCACGCCAGAACAGAUUGGUCUCCUGCCUCCAGAGCAAAGGAAUCAAGUGCUUCAGCUGCAACAGAUGCUACGACAGGUCAGGCGUCAGAAAUUGCAACAGCAUUUCUGGUCAUCUCAGUUCAUUGGGGACGAUUGGUUGCGGGCAAAUAAUUACACAGAAGUUGAUACAGGAUAUACUUUGGAGACAAACUUGAAGCAAAAUUUUGAACUUUUUUGUUUCUCUGCUACAAUACUUCUGACAAAUGAGGUAACAGAUGAAUUCUCAAGGCAGAUUGCUCAACAAGAACCACAAGAGACAGAUGAAAUGGCUUCUGAUGAAUUGCAACAAAAUGUAGGCAAACCUAAACAAACCAUUCACUUGAUCGACUCAAUUGCGUUAAUCGUGAGUGGAAAAGCAGGAAGCCAAUCCAGCUUCAAUGUGCAGAGGAACCAUCCACUUCAAAUGCAUUUGACCUUAUCAUGGAACCUCCUGGAAGAAAUUAGAAAAACAUGGUAG
This is a messenger RNA of Dovyalis caffra, 1719 nucleotides long. The record is from the annotation of a GenBank genome assembly. Lineage: Eukaryota; Viridiplantae; Streptophyta; Magnoliopsida; Malpighiales; Salicaceae.